This is a messenger RNA of Cyclopterus lumpus (lumpfish), 432 nucleotides long. RefSeq names its product octapeptide-repeat protein T2-like. The record is from RefSeq and is a predicted model, not a curated record. Lineage: Eukaryota; Metazoa; Chordata; Actinopteri; Perciformes; Cyclopteridae. Bases 1 to 432 code for a protein of 143 amino acids. The transcript has a single exon.
AUGAUACUUAGGCUUAGUGAGGGAGCAAGGGAGCGAGGAAGCGAGGAAGCAAGGGAGCAAGGAAGCAAGGGAGCAAGGGAGCGAGGAAGCAAGGGAGCAAGGGUGCAAGGGAGCAAGGGAGCGAAGAAGCAAGGGAGCAAGGGAGCAAGGAAGCAAGGGAGCAAGGGAGCAAGGGAGCAAGGGCGCAAGGGAGCAAGGGAGCGAGGAAGCAAGGGAGCGAGGAAGCAAGGGAGCGAGGAAGCAAGGGAGCAAGGGAGCAAGGGAGCGAGGAAGCAAGGGAGCAAGGGAGCAAGGGAGCAAGGGCGCAAGGGAGCAAGGGAGCGAGGAAGCAAGGGAGCGAGGAAGCAAGGGAGCGAGGAAGCAAGGGAGCAAGGGAGCAAGGGAGCGAGGAAGCAAGGGAGCAAGGGAGCGAGGAAGCAGGGCAUGGAUUGA